Canariomyces notabilis is the source of this 1587-nucleotide messenger RNA. RefSeq lists its product as uncharacterized. Lineage: Eukaryota; Fungi; Ascomycota; Sordariomycetes; Sordariales; Chaetomiaceae. The record is from RefSeq and is a predicted model, not a curated record. The transcript is spliced from 3 exons. The coding region runs from base 1 to 1587 and encodes 528 amino acids.
AUGGAGCCUCUGAGCGCUCUCUCAAUCGCGGCGGCCGUGGUCCAGUUUGCAGACUUUGGCUUCCGACUGAUCAAAAGCGCGCAUGAGCUAUACAAAUCUCCUUCUGGCCAAAGACUUGAAUACAUCGAGCUAUCCACGGUGUCUCAGGACCUCUCACAUCUCGCCAAUGCUGUUAAAACGAAGCAGCGCGAAAAUGACGGGUCGGCUAUGAAUCCUUUUCUUCGUCUUUGUGACCAAUGCGAGUCAACCAACAGCGAGCUUCAGGACAUGCUUAACAAGCUCAGGGCUCGAGGAUCCACGAGGAUAUUACUGGCUGUGGAUAGCUGGAAGGCCACGUUCAAAGGACUCGCAGCCGCCGACGACAUUGAAAGGCUGGCCGAUCGCCUGAGCCAAAUUCGCCAGCAGAUGAACGUGGCCCUGCUCUAUUUGCUACUAGACGAGGCCGGGAAACAGGGCGUCGAGUUGCGCCAAUUUGCCAGGCAACAAGCGGAAAUGCUUGCCACCCUGGAUCGAAUUGACAACACUACCAAGCACUUCACUACGGAUAUCACUUGCCUCAUCGACAACUUGCCCAUAAAUCACAAGUUAGAGACGGAUAAAUGGCGCGAUACGUGCUUAGCGAGAUGUGGAAGACACGCGGCCACCUUUGAGUGGAUUUUUCAUGAGCCACGGUCAGAAGAGGGUCAUCCUCAGUGGUCCAGCUUCCCGCAGUGGUUGCGAGGAAAAUCCAAGGAAAUUUACUGGAUUAGGGGUAAACCUGGUGCGGGAAAGUCUACUUUGGUUGAGUUCAUUGCGCAGGAUUCGAGGCUACAGAAGUCCCAUGAAGGGCUCUUCAGGACAAUACUCCACGAUGUCAUAAGGCAGCGGGCCCAGCUUGCUGUCGAGAUCUUCCCUGCGCGGUGGUUUCUUCUACAGUCCUUCAGUGGGAAAAUCGAUUUGCCAGCCCCCUCCUUGGACGAAUUGAGGAAUGGUUUCCAGAACCUCAUAUCAUCCGCAACUGGGGGCAAACUGAAGCUCGUUCUUCUCAUCGAUGGGUUGGAUGAAUUUGACAAUGUCCAGUCGGAGCAUCGAGAUCUGGUUCAGCUUCUCGGCAAGGCCAACGCAGCAACUGGGGUAAAGAUCUGCGUAAGCAGUCGACCAUGGAAUGUCUUCAGGGAUGAGUAUGGCAACAACCCCAUGUUGCAGCUCGAGAAUCUUACUCGAGACGAUAUCAAGUCUUUCGUCCAGGAGAAGCUCCAGCUCUGCCCGGGUUACUCGGAGUUUGCCGCCCUUAACCCACAAGCAACUCUCAAAAUCAUCAAUGACAUGGUGGACAAAUCGCAAGGCGUUUUCCUCUGGGUAUCGGUCGUUUCAGGCUUGUUGGAAGCCAGAUUCCAGGAAGGGACCUAUGUCUCGGACUUGCAAAGCGUAAUCGAUGGGCUCCCGAACGAGGUUGCCGACUUGUUCCGCUAUAUAUGGAAGAGAACCACCAAUCAAUUUCGAUCUGAGGCAUCGCAGUACUUCCAGCUAAGUAGCAUUUGCCAAGAGCAUAAAACGGAUCUGCUUGCAUUGAUUCUCUGGUUCGGCGACAAGGAGGUCCCCCCUUGA